Molecule: messenger RNA, 1119 nt
Organism: Pseudozyma hubeiensis SY62
Lineage: Eukaryota; Fungi; Basidiomycota; Ustilaginomycetes; Ustilaginales; Ustilaginaceae
Product: potential oxidoreductase
Exons: 1
Coding region: 1-1119 (372 amino acids)
Molecular function (GO): oxidoreductase activity, acting on the CH-OH group of donors, NAD or NADP as acceptor
Source: RefSeq, a predicted model, not a curated record
AUGUCGACUGCCUCCACCACUUCGCUGGGUCCAAAGGUGCUCCUCACGGGAGUCUCGGGCUUCGUAGGCUCGCACGUCCUGGACGAGCUGCUCAAGUCGCCUCGCAGCUACCACGUCACCUGUGUCAUUCGUUCCAAAGCCAAGACCGAACCGUGGCUCUCGCAACAGUUUGCCGCUGCGUUCCAACAGAACCGCGUCGAGGUCGUCGAGGUCCCCGACCUGCUCGCCUCUGGCUGCCUCGACUCGGCCGUCGAAGGCAAGGAGUACAUCGUCCACGUAGCCUCGCCCUACGUCCUGAGCGCCAAAAACAACAAGCGCGACAUCAUCGAUCCUGCCAUCAACAUGACGCGCAACGUGCUCGAAGCCGCGCUCAAGGCCGAAAACAAGGCCAAGUCUGCCGGAGAGAAACCUCUCCUGAAGCGGAUCGUCGUCACCUCCUCCUUCGCUGCCAUCCUCAACCCACUCAAAGGCAUCGAAAAGCGCGACUACACCUACACCGACAAAGACUGGCAGCCGAUCCAGUACGCUUUCCUGGGAACUUUCUACUCGCCGCUCGCCUACCUCAUCUCCAAGACCCUCGCCGAGAAAUCCGUCUGGGACUUUUUGAAGAAGCACAACCCCACUUUCGACGCUGCCACCGUCAACCCACCUAACAUCUACGGUCCCAUCAUCCACGAAGUCAAAUCCGAAGAUGCCAUUAACACCUCUUCCGCCGAACCGUGGAAGCUGUACAAGGCCGGUGGACCUGGGGGAGAUGGCAAGGUGCCUGUGGAACAGUUUUGGUCGUUUUGCGAUGUUCGGGAUGUGGCCAAGAUCCACGUUGCUGCUUUGGACAAUCCGAAAUCGCACAACACGAGGUACCUCGCCUACGGCGGCAGCAUCUCGUGGCAGGAGGUGGCGGACGAGAUUCACGACAACCCAGAGUAUCCGCAGCAACUCAAGGAUCACAUCCCGCGCGGAAACCCAGGCGAGAAACAUCGCCCCACCCCCUUGGCAAAACUCGACACGAGCAGAGCAGAGAAGGACCUCGGAAUCCAGUUCCUCGACUGGAAGGAGUCGGUCAUCAAGGGUUCGUUGUACAGCUUUAUCGACAUCGAAAAGUCGUGGGGCAAGCAGUAG